This is a messenger RNA of Solanum stenotomum, 1152 nucleotides long. RefSeq lists its product as uncharacterized. Lineage: Eukaryota; Viridiplantae; Streptophyta; Magnoliopsida; Solanales; Solanaceae. The transcript has 2 exons. Bases 1 to 1152 code for a protein of 383 amino acids. The record is from RefSeq and is a predicted model, not a curated record.
AUGACAGGUGCUGAAAAUAUUCCUUCAACAGAGGGAACUUCUACUGGUGGUGAUGCGAGCAGUGCUCUCUAUGUGCAUCCCUCCGAUAGCCUUGGAAUGGUACUAGUUCCAGUUCAAUUCGAUGGCACAGGAUAUCGAUCCUGGAAAAGAGGAGUCAUGCGAGGUUUGUCAGUGAAGAACAAGCUCAGGUUCAUCGAUGAUAGUGUGGAAUAUGUUAACAAUUCAGUGGAAAUUUGGAAAGAACUUGAAGAUAGGUAUGAUCAGACUAAUGGAGCAAAGUUAUAUCAGAUCCAGAAGGAAAUUAAUGAUCUCACACAAGGUAGUUUGGACAUCACUGUCUAUUACACUAGAAUCAAAAAGCUUUGGGAAGAAUUGAAUACUCUGAAUAUGAGAAAUCAGUGCUCUUGCACUUGCACUUGUGGAGCCAAGGAUGGGCUACACAGAGCAGAACAGGAUAGACGUUUGGUACAGUUUUUGAUGGGGAUGAAUGAGGCAUACACUGUGGUAAGAGGAAACAUUCUUAUGAUGAAUCUUCUUCCAUCCAUGGCGCAUGCUUUCUCAUUACUGAUCCAAGAGGAGAAACAGAGAGAAUUUAGACCUUCUAGUCGAAUUCCUAUGGAGUCAGCUUCUUUGAGUGUAAAUACUUCCAAUAGUAAUGGAAAGGGCCCAGCAGGAAGGAACUAUAAGACAUCAUUCUCCAACAACAACUAUUCCGGAAGUAACAGUACCUUAGGAAAUAACAAUAACUAUGGAGGAUCCAAUUAUUACUUAGGCAGCAGUAGCAAUAUGAAUGCUAUGUUUUGUGAUUUCUGCAAAAAGACGGGACAUAUCAGGGAGAAAUGCUACAAGUUAAAUGGAUAUCCACAAGGACACAACAACCAGGCUAACAGGAACAAUGGAUUUCAUGCUAGACAGAACAACAAUCAUGAAUAUAAGGGAAAGAGAGUUGUGGCUAAUGUGCAUGGAUCUCCUGAUGACAUGAUGCCUGCUCAGGGAGAAGACUGUCCACAGGGCAAUCACAAUCAAAAUGCCACACUUACUAAGGAUCAAUAUGCUCAUAUCAUGAAUCUCCUGCAGCAUUUUNAAUCAGCUACAGAGUUUCAAAAUCUCACCAUGAUUUUAAAGAGGACGUAUAACUUUAAAACUUCAUGA